Aplysia californica (California sea hare) is the source of this 1469-nucleotide messenger RNA. RefSeq names its product rhomboid-related protein 2. Gene Ontology annotation, cellular component: membrane. Gene Ontology annotation, molecular function: serine-type endopeptidase activity; calcium ion binding. The record is from RefSeq and is a predicted model, not a curated record. NCBI's taxonomy places the organism in Eukaryota, Metazoa, Mollusca, Gastropoda, Aplysiida, Aplysiidae.
GCGUAGCGUAGGUCUGUGGUAAGGCUGUGUGCUAUCGCGUGCAGACUCCGGGGAGCAGUGUAGAGGCGUGCGGGACAGGUCAGACGAAAUGGCGGCCAGCAGGUAUGAAGAGGAGAUUGAACUCAGGACCUUCAGGAAGGACCUGGACGAGAAUUUCAAGCCCAUCUUCGACAAGCAUGAGAUCGAGGGCGUGGCGGUGCGCGACCUGCGGCGGGAGCUGGAGGAGGAAGGUCUCCUGGAGCACAUCCCGCGCCGGCGCAUGGACCAGCUGUUGGAACAGGCUGACCGGGACGCUGACCGACACAUUACUUACAGAGAGUUUGUUCACAUGAUGACCCAUGACCUUACAGCAGAGGAGAGGAAACCUUUCAGGCGGAUGAUGCGGGCGGCCAUCGCUGACAUCAUCCCGCGGCGGCAGAGAGAGGACUUCCUGGCCAACUACAACUGCUGCCCACCACCUUUGUUCAUUCCACUCAUCAGUGUUGCCGAGAUUGUGAUCUUCAUAGUGUACGCCAUAGAGCUGAAGGACCGGGGCACGCCCGUGACGGCCACCAGUGGUGUGGCCAUGUACAGUCCCCUGGUGUACAAACCCACGCGGCGCUACGAGGCCUGGAGGUUCAUCACAUACAUGUUUAUGCAUCAAGGGUACAUGCACAUCCUGUUCAACAUGAUCUUCCAGCUGAUGUUUGGUCUGUCCCUGGAGGUGGUGCACAAGUGGUGGCGGGUGGGGCUCGUCUACGUGCUGGGAGCCCUCGCAGGUUGUCUGGCCCAUUCCGUGAGUGACCAUAAUGUGGGGCUGGUGGGAGCCAGUGGAGGUGUCUACGCCAUCCUUGGGGCCCACGUAGCAGCAAUCAUUAUAAACUGGCGUGAGAUGAACUACCGGUGUAUGGACCCGGACGAGCUGGACGAUGACAUGUGCUGUGGCAUCUCUCGCAUUCUGCUCAGUGCUCCCGUCCGGUUGGCUAUCAUUCUUAUCCUAGUUGUGCCGGACACAGCACUUGCCAUCUACAGACGUGUGACGGAACCUGACGUUUUCAAAGUGGGUGUCACCGCUCACAUAGGUGGGUUCCUGGCAGGUGUUUUCCUGGGAGUUGUGAUCCUGCGCAACAUCAAUCGACUCACCUGGGAGCGCACGCUGGGCUGGGUGACCUUGGCCCUCUUCCUCGCCUUCUUCGCCUUCUGCACCCUGUUCAACGCACUGUACGAUGGCUACCCAGAAACAGACUGGAGUAGCCUCUAGUGUAGUCUUACUUCCCUGUCUCCUGUGUUUGACCGGUUCUCUAUUAACUCUUUAUCUCCAAGGUAGGUAAACCGUCUAUGCCGGAUCCUUCUUUUGGUAUGAAAUCUAAAAAUGACAAUACCUCUCUAAAUUGUUCAUUCAUUUGAAACAAAUUUUACCUAUUUUGAUAGUUCUUAUUCUAAUAAAAAAAUUCCCUUUAAAAAAUCCUGUUUUAAGCAAUUGCCGAAAA